Rotaria sp. Silwood1 is the source of this 1320-nucleotide messenger RNA. NCBI's taxonomy places the organism in Eukaryota, Metazoa, Rotifera, Eurotatoria, Philodinida, Philodinidae. The record is from the annotation of a GenBank genome assembly.
AUGACAAUAACUAAAAGUGAUAAAGUACUUCGGCAAUGUCUUCAAUCGUUAGUUAUUUUUCAUAUAAAAGAACGAUCUAAUCGAUUGAAACAUGAUUUUCAAUCUCAUAUGGAACGUUUUCUAUUUAUUCGUUCACUUCUGACGAAUGAUGAAAUGCAAAAUAUCGACAAAGAAUUAAAUAGAUCAUUCAACAAUUUACAAAAAUGUCCCAAAUCUAUCAAGAACAUGGAACAAAUUGUAUCACUUAUUUUAACAAAAUGUGCUCAUCUUAAAUGUGAUGAUAUCGAAUCCUGUGAAUUUAAUCUUGCUAAAGCAAUUAAUCAAUUGUUACUUGCAAAGCUUAACAUAGCUCAAUAUUCUAGUCAGCAGUUGAUCGAUUCUCUCAUCCAAAUGUUCAAAACACUCAUUAUUUCAAAUCCGAAUCUUUUAAAAAAUCAAGAUUAUUUUUAUCGUGAUGGUUCUUGUGUUCACUUUUUUCUAUGCUAUUCAAUCAAUGUAACAAAUGACAUGUGUACUGAGCGAACAUUGAUUUCUAUCAAUAUGCAAUAUUAUCAAGCUGCCAUCGAUUUACUUCUUUUUAUCAUACAAUGUUUGAAACAUGUAUUUAAACAAGAAGUUUGGGCGAAAGUAUGUCUUUUGGAUAUAUUAAAUAUCAUCAUUCCGAGAAAUGUUGUUAGAAAUCAUGAAAUCUUUUUUGACGCAAGUUUAAUCGGCCUAUUAGAUCUAAUACUCAACGAAUAUAGUCUAGAAGAUAAAAUACUAUUAGAUAAAGACUUUGGUGAUAUAUUUCAAAGAAUUCUAGAUAAUCUUAUCGAAAACAAUCAACUUCAUACACUGUUAUCUAUUUAUGAUGCAAAUGAACACAUACAAAAUAUCUUUCGAAAUUCAUGGAAUAAUCGAAAAUAUGUAAAUAUAAUGACAAGAAAUCGAACAGCAAGACAAUUUUUUAAUGCUCUAUUAGAUGACCAUCUAUUUAGAACAUGGUUAACAAGUACAGAUCUUUUAUUUAUUUUAUUACAGAAGAAAGAAUGUAAAAUUGUAAAAAAACUAUUGAAAUUAUCACCGCCAAAUGUUCAUCAAAUUGAUGAAAAUGGUAAUGAUCCAUUACUUUAUAUCUGUCUGAAAGUACGUGGUUGUCGAGAAUUCUUAGUCGAAUUUCUAAUCGAGAUGGAAUGUGAUAUGCAAAGAAGAAAUUUAAAAGGUGAAAAUUUGAUUGAUGCACUACAAUUGGAAAGAAAUCGACAACUAUUGGAAAGAUUAAUUGAACGAGAAGUUAUUCAAAUUGAUAAUAUUUCAGGCGAAAUAAUAUCUAAUUCUUAG